Messenger RNA from Pantherophis guttatus, 5058 nucleotides. It is a transcript of the gene P3H3, whose product is annotated as prolyl 3-hydroxylase 3. Lineage: Eukaryota; Metazoa; Chordata; Lepidosauria; Squamata; Colubridae. Gene Ontology annotation, biological process: collagen metabolic process. The record is from RefSeq and is a predicted model, not a curated record. Gene Ontology annotation, molecular function: procollagen-proline 3-dioxygenase activity; protein binding; L-ascorbic acid binding. Gene Ontology annotation, cellular component: endoplasmic reticulum.
AUGACUCGAACUCAAGAGUUUCAGGGCUCUCCCGCUCCUUCGCCAACCGCUCCGCUUCAGGACUUUCCAGCCACGGGCGGCUCUGGAGUACCGUACCUUUCUUUCCUCCUCUGGGUCUCCGCCUUCUUCUUUCCUUCCAGCAGGCCCCCUUUCCAUCCCAGCCAAGCAGAAGAGCGGAAAGCAGCCGAGGCAUCUCUCUCUCUCUCUCUCUCUCUCUCUCUCCGCCCACCGCCUUCCUUCCAGCUACGUUUGCAGCUUUCCUUCUGGCGUUCAUUCCCUCGAAUCCCGCUUCCCGGCGUCGGCUCGGCCAUGCUCCCCUUCUCUCUCCUCUUCCUCCUCCUCCUCGCUGGAAGCUGCGGCUGCUUCUCUUCAGGCUCGAGCCAGGUAGCCCCUUUCGACUUGCUCUACGCUGACGGGGUGCGGGCGUACUUCGCCCAGGACUGGCCUCGGGCCUCCGAGCUGCUCCAGCGCUCUCUCCACAGCUAUUCGCAGCUGCAGGAGGCGCGCCGAAAGUGCCGAGGCGGAUGCCAGAGGGAAGCCUUCUUUGGGAGUCAGUCGCCUUUCCACUCGUGGGAGACCACUUUCUUCGACCGGGUGCUGCAGCGAGCGGAAUGCCUGGAGGAAUGUCUGGGACGGAGGCUGGGCGGGCAGCCGUCCCGCUAUCGGACCAGCCACGCCAUCCAACAGGACUUCGAAGAGAGGGAGCCCUACAAUUACUUGCAAAUUGCCUUCUUCAAGUUAAAAAAACUGGAUGAAGCUGUCUCUUCAGCUCAUACAUUCUUCAUAGCCAAUCCACAGCACCUACAAAUGCGUGAGGAUAUGGAGAAAUACCAGCGCAUGGCAGGGAUAAAAUCUGAAAGCUUUCGGGAUCUGGAAGCUGAACCACAUUGGGUAGCUUAUGAAGCUGGGAUGCAUCAUUAUGGUACGGAUGACUACCAGCAGGCAGCAGCAAAACUGGAAGAAUCGCUCAGAGAGGGGCUGCUGGCACUGGAGAAUUGCAGAGCUCUUUGUGAAGGGCCCCGAGAAGAUGAAGACGACAAGGAAGAGACACAACUAGGCCUCUAUGAAAGCAUUGCAGCUCAUUAUGUCCAGGUCUUGAAAUGCAGGCAAGAGUGUGUCCUUGAUAUUGCCACCAAGCCAGGCAGGGUGUCUUCCACAGAAGAUUUCAUCCCAUCUCAUUUUGAUUUAUUGCAAUUUGCCUAUGACAGAGUUGGAAAUCGGACUGUUGCUGCUGAAUGUGCAGCUACCUUCCUGCUGUUCUAUCCAUCAGAUGAAAAAAUGCUGGAGAGGUUGAAAGAGUACCAAGCAGAUCUGGGAAAAGAAAUAGCUAUUCCAGCCAGAGAGAAUAUCCGCUGUUAUGUGCAAAGAUCCCUUAUGGAAAAGAAACUGAUCUAUUAUGCAGUACAGCACCUUGAUGAAACUUUUAAGGAUCCAGAUUUAUGGACUCCUGAGGAACUGAUCCCUGAAAGCAUGAAGGAGAAACACAAAGAAGAUCAGGAGAAACGAAGCUUGAAGGCCUCAUAUAUGCAACAACGGGAUCAAAAUGAACCACUACCUUUUGAGGACAUCAACAUCACCAUGGAUUCUCACCAACUCAAUGGUACCCAGAGGGUCGUCUUUGAUAGAGUCCUGACUGAAUCAGAAUGCAAAGACAUCCUUCGUCUGUCCAUGGCAGCUGGAGGAACAGGAGAUGGCUAUCGUGGCAGACGUUCCCCUCAUACUCCACAUGAGCGAUUUGAAGGCUUAACAGUGACAAAAGCUUUGCAGCUGGCUGAGGAGAGUAGUAUGAACUGGAAAGAUAUUAAACUUCUCCUGCAAGCCAGUGAGAAAUCCCGGAAAAUUGUGGAAUCCUAUUUUACCCCUGGGAAAAAUCUCUAUUUUUCUUUCACACAUCUUGUGUGUCGCACAGCUGCAGAAGGAGAACAGGAAGGCCGCAUGGAUCUCAGCCAUCCAGUCCAUGCUGAUAAUUGCCUCUUGGAUCCGGAAGGAAACACUUGCUGGAGAGAACCCCCUGCCUACAUACACAGAGACUAUAGUGCAAUCCUUUACCUGAAUGAAGACUUCCAAGGGGGAAAUCUCUUCUUCACUGAGAUGGAUGCUGUAACCCUUACAGCUCAAGUGCGCCCUAAAUGCGGGAGGCUGGUGGCCUUCAGCUCUGGUGAAGAUAAUCCUCAUGGAGUGUGGGCUGUGACCCGUGGGAGGCGCUGCGCUAUCGCCCUCUGGUAUACCCUUUCUCAAGAGCAUGCGGAGCAGGAACGGGGUCAAGCAGAAAAGCUGAUGAGACAGAAAGAGGCAGAACAGGAACAGUCACAUGAAGACGACACAAAGGAUAGCAGUUUUGUACCUAAAAGUGGGGAUUCACCAGAGCCUCCUACUCCAAAGGGAAGAGCUAGAUCCACAAGCCGAAAUAUUAAAUUGGACUCUAAGUCUGGAGUGAAGUCCAGGAGGCUGAGAGUCAGAGAUGAAUUCUGAUCACAUUCAGUGCAACCUGGUCUUUUGCAGCUACUCUUAAGUGACUUGUACAAGUGGCCAGCCUGAGAACUUUUGCAACUCCUGAGUUAAAGAGUUGCUUCUUUAUGACACACAAAGUAUGGAUCAGAGAGUGAUACUCCUGGACUUCAGCUACUACUUAAACCCGAAUAUAAUGAUGUCCCAGUAAAGAUGCCAAGCUUGUAAACUAAUGUAACAUUAUGGCUAAAACAAACUGAGACGCAAAUCUUCUGUUCAGAUCAGCCAUAUUCACAGAGGGCACUAGCCCCUCUCAUUCAGAAGCCUUCAUCUACAAUACAGACACAGUUAAUACAGAUCUACCUAGAUUGCAGGGCUCUUCUGAGAGGAACAGGGAUAAUAUAAAAUGUACUUGUAUUACUUUUAAAGUGUAUAUUAAAUUUAAAUACCUUCCUUCCAGCUUUCCUCCACCUCCACGUUUGAAGGAAUCAAAAUUGGGAAAAUAAUAAUAUUAAUUUGUGUGAACUUUGGGAUGGGAUGCAUGAAAACAGACAAGCCAUACAUUUAAAAAUGUUUUUAAUUGUUUGUUAUUAUUUUUAAUCAUGGGGCCAAAUUUAUAUAUAUCUUUUUAAUUGUAUUUUAAUGUUUGUAGUUUAUGUUUUUACUUGGCUGUUCACCGCCCUGAGUCCUCAGGGAGAAGGGCGAUAUACAAAUUAAAUAAAUAAAUACAUACAUACAUACAUACAUACAUACAUACAUACAUACAUACAUACUAGACAUCUGGAUUACAAAAAGGGAAAUGUACAGUUAAAGAACCCAGGGUGAUCCAAUUAUUAUCCAAGAAAGCACAGAAAAACAGGUGAAAUGGAUAGCUCAACAGACUAAAAGCCUGUUAUUAACAUUCAGCUGUCUGCAAUUAUUGCAUGUUCAAAUCUCCCCAGGCUCAAGGUUGACUCAGCCUUCCAUCCUUUCUAAGGUAGGUAAAUUGAGGACCCAGUUUGUGGGGGCAAUAAGCUGACUUUGUAAAAAAUAUACAAAAGUAUGAAGGCUUAACGCAUUGUAAGCCGCCCUGAGUCUCCGGAGAAGGGUGGCAUAUAAAUCUAAUUAAAAAAAACAAAAAACAAUGUUAAGAAACAGAAUUACUACGAAUUCUUUAUUCAAGCAAUGUAUUCCAAAACAGAUUCAUACUUAGGUUCUAGAUCAGGGGUGUCAAACUCAAUUUUAUUGAGGGCCACAUCAGGGUUGUGUUUGACCUCAGAGGCCAGGGUGGGCGUGGCCAGCUUGACAAUUCUUGUGUCGGCGUCUGUGGUGACCUGAGCACUCUGCCAGGGAAAAUGGGCUUUCAACCUCCGUUUUCAGCUGUUAUGCCCUCUGCCAGUGAAAACAAAGCUCAGGGAGGCCGCCCUUCACUGGCUCCAUUUUCACUGGCAGAGGGCGGUAGGAGGCCGUCGCAGCCAAAAACAGAGCCUGGGAGGGCUGCAUGUGGCCCUCCCGAACUCCAUUUUCACUGGCAGAGGCACCACGGGCCGGUCCUUUGCUGUUUCUAGGGUGGCCCCACAGGCCAGAUCUAAGCACCCCGCAGGCCGGAUCUGGCCCCCAGGCCUUGAGUUUGACAACCCCGUUCUAGAUAGUCUAAUAAUAUGCUUUUUAAAACCUUUUUUCUUAGAAGGUAGAAUUCAGCACCCAGUACUAUAUUCUUUUCUUUUUUCCUGCAAUUGCUUGGGUUAAUAGAAAGUAACAGAAACACAGACUCCAGAAAUUUGGAUAUAUUUGCAUUGUUCAGUUUUUAUUUUGGAAGUAGAUGUUUUUUUUUUCCCCAAAGAAUGUUUUUUUUUUUAAGUCAAAAAGUAAAUAGGAUGCAAGUGAAACUCAGGUCAAAGUAAAUAUUUUGAAAGGAGCAACAGUGAAACUCUGGGAAGUAGUGGUCUGGAUCAGAGGUACAGCAGGUUGGAGAUGAUACUUUAUCUUUUCCAGCUAUUUUUUCUUUGCAUUUUCCAUUGAAACUAAUUGACUUCUGUGAUGAAAAACAUGCAGCUGGCAACACAGCAGAGAGUGAGGAAUUGGGAAGAUUGGCGGUGGAGGUGAGAGAAAGGUUGAGAAGAAGAGAGUUAAGGAUCUCACACCACUCCUGCCAUUUUUCUAUUAUAAUAUUCCCUAGCCUGCCAUUUCAGGCGACUGGUGAACCAGUUCCCAGAUCCAGGCUUGCUUCUGAACAGCUGAUCUCACUAAGUUUUAAAAGAAAAAUUCGGUAGGAAUAAGAGUGAGGGGCAGAAAGUAGGGAGGAAGCAAACCCACAGUUUAUUUGUUAAUUUAUUUGCCACCCAUCUUACUGUGGGGGAUUAAUGACCAUGGAAUAGAAACACUGAAUACCUGUAAGGUAGGGACAUCAGAGUACUGAUCAGCAAAACUUCUUUAGAAAAAAGAGCUUGCUUGUUUCAGAUGCCACUGUAAGGAAGACAGUGGCAUGACUGGAAGAUCCUGAUGCUUUGAGCAGUUUAAAGAGCAAAUGGCAAAAUCAUGAGUAAUAAUAAUCAAAUAUAAAAUUAAUUAAAAUGUAUAAAACAUCUAGUAGAUAUAGAAGAAUGAAUAGUUCUGUCAUUUGUAUUGAAC